Microbotryum saponariae is the source of this 356-nucleotide messenger RNA. NCBI's taxonomy places the organism in Eukaryota, Fungi, Basidiomycota, Microbotryomycetes, Microbotryales, Microbotryaceae. The record is from the annotation of a GenBank genome assembly.
AUGGUGCCAAUGUGAUUUGAAAUGCCAACUGCGGCGCACCUGAUCACUGCAUGAGAGAGAAAGGAGCGCGCCAUCUGCCAUCUGGCAUCGCCGCCGCAUUGGGUGUCGGCCCCGCGCCACAGAAAUACUACAGGGUGUGGUCCUCCUCUGAUGAGCCUUCGUUGCAGUGUCAGGUGCUGACUCAUUGCAAACACUUUCUCAUAGGGAUCAUGCGACCCAAUCCAGUCAUAGAAGCGGGGAGCUCCUCCAAAAAACGGCGGCUUAGCAAGGUGAUCACUACUUUGGAGGAUGAUGAGGAUGAGGAUGAGGAUGAGGAUGAGGUUGUGGAGGAAGAAGAUGAGGAUUUCAACAUGUAG